UGAUGAAGGACACCGUGGCCCGAGGCCCUUGAGCUACAAGCAGCCCAAGAGGUGCCAGCAUGGGCCGCGAACUGCACGCACCUUGCCUGCUACUCCUCACCUGGCUCCCAGCAGGGUGUCUGUCCUUGCUGGUCACAGUCCAGCACACAGAACGCUAUGUCACCCUGUUUGCUUCUGUCACCCUCAAAUGUGACUACACCACCUCUGCUCAGCUCCAGGAUGUGGUGGUGACCUGGCGCUUCAAGUCCUUCUGCAAGGACCCCAUCUUUGACUACUUCUCUGCCUCAUACCAGGCAGCUUUAUCCCUCGGCCAGGACCCCUCCAAUGAUUGCAAUGACAACCAGAGGGAAGUUCGCAUUGUGGCCCAGAGGCGGGGGCAGAAUGAGCCUGUGCUGGGGGUGGAUUACCGGCAGCGCAAGAUCACCAUCCAGAACCGAGCCGAUCUGGUGAUUAAUGAAGUGAUGUGGUGGGACCAUGGAGUAUACUAUUGCACCAUUGAGGCUCCAGGAGACACGUCAGGAGACCCAGAUAAGGAGGUGAAGCUCGUUGUCCUGCACUGGCUGACAGUAAUCUUCAUCAUCCUUGGAGCCCUCCUCCUGCUGCUGCUGAUUGGUGUAUGCUGGUGCCAGUGCUGUCCUCAGUACUGCUGCUGCUACAUCCGCUGUCCCUGCUGUCCCACCCGCUGCUGCUGCCCUGAAGCAGCCCUGGCCCGCCAUCGCUACAUGAAGCAGGCUCAGGCCCUAGGUCCUCAGAUGCUGGAAAAACCUCUGUACUGGGGGGCAGACAGGAGUUCCCAGGUUUCAUCCUAUGCAAUGAACCCGCUGCUGCAGCGAGAUUUGUCCUUGCGGUCCAGCUUCCCACAGAUGCCCAUGAACCAAAACGCCGCUCACCCUCCCAUCGCCAAUGGUGUUCUGGAGUAUCUGGAGAAAGAGCUAAGAAACCUCAACCCAGCCCAACCUCUGCCGCAGGAUCUCGGAGCUAGACCUGGCCAUCCCUGUAGCAUGCUGUCCUCCCUGGGCUCCGAGGUCGUGGAACGCAGAGUUAUCCACCUGCCCCCGCUGAUCAGAGACCCGGUGUCCUCCAGGACCAGCUACACCUCACACCAGCAGUGGCUCAGCUCUGUUCCCUCCAGACCCUGGGAUCUGAGCGAGGGCAGGAGGCAGCGCCAUCAUACGGAUUUCCUUCAGGAGCUCCAAGACCGGGGGCCCAGACCCUGGGCGCUGGGGAGAAGGGAGCUGGAUCCCCAUUGGAGUGGGAGGCAACAUCGCUCCAGGCGCAACGGGUCCCCCACGCCCUGGUCAGACUGGGACAGCCUGAGCGAAGGCCCCUCGUCCAGUGAGGCCCGUUGGUCCCACAGCCACCCAGCAGUCAGGAGCCACCGAGGGGAGAGGCCCCGCAGGCCUGAGUCCGGGGAGGAUGCUCCCAGGCGGGGAAGACGCAGGCACCGCAGCUACUCUCCACCCUCGGGUCCCAGUUCUUGGAGCUCCGAGGAGGAGAAGGAGCAGAUGCCCAGGAACUGGGGGGACCAGCAUCGCCGCCGCUCGCACUCCCCAAACUGGCCAGAGGAGAAGCCACCCAGCUACCGCUCUCUGGAUGUCACUCCAGGCAAGAAUGGCAAGAAAAAAGGGAGUGUGGAGAGGCACUCGGAGAGAGAGAGCUCCCAUAGUGGAAGGAGUGUGGUCAUUUAGUCUCCUGGCUCGACUCUACUUCUGUGGUUUUCAGAUCCCAUUGUGUCCUCAGCAUCAUCAAAAUUUCCAGCUUCUUUGGGAAGGACAUUCAAGUCUGCUUCUCACCAUUUGGGCUUAGAUUCUGUGACUCAAAUAGAAGAAUUUUCAAAACAGGAGUUUGUAGGAUUAAUGACAAGCUUUACCCUUGGCUCAUGCUCUGCACAUGUAUUUGAUCCCUGACUUGUAAGGGAUCCCCAUGAGGAUAUGAUCCCUCUGGAAUGUAACAGCCUUAGUGACCUGAGUUUUCAAGUAGGUUGUGGUGCCCAGGACCAUGAUAUUCAGAAUGAGAACUCAGGAAUCUUUACGAAGAAAUCAAACAUGUUGCCAGGACAGGAAAUCUAUGGAAUAUUCUGGGGGAGAUUCCCAUGAGAAUUUGUCUCCCUUUUUCACACAUCUUGAGGGUCUUUCCAUGUUAAGAGUCCCCACCUUCAGUCCUGAGCACUCCUGAGUUUCCAGUCAGCUUGCACAGAAAUUCCACAGGCUGCCCUUUCACAGGCUAAUUAUUGUAGACUAUAAAAACUACAGGGAAGCAGUUUUACCCCAACUUUAUUCCUGUUUCUUAUUUCCUUCUUAUUCUUUUCCUCUACAUCUAAUUUAUUUUCUUAUGUAUUUGGUAUCCAUUAAAAUUACUUUAAAUACUUUCUGGCCAUCGCACAGUUUAAAUAAGAAAAAAGUAAAUAUAAUGGGCUAAAGAUUCUGUCCUAAAUAAA
Nannospalax galili (Upper Galilee mountains blind mole rat) is the source of this 2437-nucleotide messenger RNA. RefSeq names its product immunoglobulin like domain containing receptor 1 (gene Ildr1). The record is from RefSeq and is a predicted model, not a curated record. Lineage: Eukaryota; Metazoa; Chordata; Mammalia; Rodentia; Spalacidae. Gene Ontology annotation, cellular component: plasma membrane. Gene Ontology annotation, molecular function: high-density lipoprotein particle receptor activity. Bases 60 to 1688 code for a protein of 542 amino acids. The transcript has 8 exons.